AUGGCAAAAACAGUGCUGGUAAUAGGGGCGGGUGUGGCCGGACUGGCUGCGGUCAAACAAUGUCUGGACGAGGGAAUGGAACCAAUAUGCUUUGAGAAGGAUACGGACAUUGGGGGACUCUGGAAUUACCACAACUGGUCUAAAGAUGGCGACCCAAGCCUUUACAACUCAUGUAGUAUUAACACUAGUAAAGAAAUGACCUGUUACAGUGACUUUCCGAUCCCCAAAGAGUUCCCAAACUUCAUGGGACACAAACACUUUAAGAAAUACCUCCAACUCUAUGCAGAAAAUUUUGGCCUGAUGAACUACAUAACUUUCAGCCACAUUGUUGAGGACGUUAAAAAGGCAGACGAUUUCGACGACACCGGAAGUUGGGUGACGUCAGUGAAGAAUUUAAGCACUGGCAAAUCACGGAAUGUGAAGACUGAUUUUGUUAUUGUGUGUAACGGACACCUCAGUAUUCCGAAUGUGCCGACAUUCUCUGGUCUAGAUAAAUUCAAAGGCAAGGUCAUACACACUCACGAUUACAAGGACUUCCAUGGGUUCGAAGGGAAGAGAAUAUUGGUGAUCGGCAUUGGUAAUUCCGGCUCCGAUGUCGCCUGCGAGUUGAGUCGUCAUGCUGAACACGUAUAUGUAGCAAGCCGACGAGGGACAUAUGUAAUCUCGAGAGCUGCAGAGUACGGCGUCCCGUUUGAUCAUCUCGCCAUCAACAGAUUUUCCCAGAGCCUGCCUUGGAGUCUCAUGCGACCCGUUUUCUUCCACCGUAUAAAUCGUCGCUAUAAACAUUCCAACUACGGCCUGUCGCCAAACUACUGCUUUGACGCGGGUGUUGUCACUAUUAGCGACGACCUUCCGAACAGAAUCCUACUAGGCACUAUUAAUGUGAAGUGCAAUGUGAAGGAGUUCACAACAGAUGGCGCUAUAUUCGACGACGGCUCAGUUCUUAAGAACAUCGAUGUUGUCAUCCUUGCUACGGGAUUCAACUUUGAUUUUCCUUUUCUUGAUGAUGGAAUCAUCAAAAUUGAAGGACAUUAUCCUUAUCUGUACGAACUGAUGUUUCCAACUGAUUUGAACCCAUGCACCCUCGGUGUUGUCGGCUUAGUCCAACCGUUUGGCUCGCUUCCGCCAGUUUUAGAAAUGCAAGCAAGAUGUAUCACCAGGGUGUUUGCUGGAAAAUCUAAGUUACCUAGCGCAUCCAAACGUCUUGCCCAUGUAGAAAAACGCAAAGAUUUUAUCAAAGCGAAAUAUGUCGACUCUCCCAGGUAUAGUCUGCAGGUUUACUUCAUUCAGUACCUCGACCGACUUAGUGCAAUGAUCGGAUGUAAACCGGACCUCUGGAAACACUUCUUCUCUGAUCCGAAACUUUGGUAUAAACUGUAUUUUGGGCCAGCUACCCCAGUACAAUGGCGCCUGGACGGUCCCGGCUCUUGGGAAGGUGCCAAGAACGCGAUCGAAAGGGUGGAGGAACAUACAUAUCUGCCUAUGAAAUCGCGACAGUCAGGGGAAGGAGAGAGGGACGGACUUUACGACGGCUGGAUUCUUCUCUUCAAGAAAAUAUGUUUCUUAGUCCUUCUUUUCUACGUCUUCAGAUACGUGAUUGCUAAUGGCUACGUCACUAAUCUUGUAAAAUUCUCGUAG
Molecule: messenger RNA, 1638 nt
Organism: Ylistrum balloti
Lineage: Eukaryota; Metazoa; Mollusca; Bivalvia; Pectinida; Pectinidae
Product: dimethylaniline monooxygenase [N-oxide-forming] 2-like
Exons: 2
Coding region: 1-1638 (545 amino acids)
Molecular function (GO): NADP binding; flavin adenine dinucleotide binding; N,N-dimethylaniline monooxygenase activity
Source: RefSeq, a predicted model, not a curated record